Messenger RNA from Peromyscus leucopus (white-footed mouse), 1380 nucleotides. RefSeq names its product UBA like domain containing 2 (gene Ubald2). Bases 111 to 605 code for a protein of 164 amino acids. The record is from RefSeq and is a predicted model, not a curated record. Gene Ontology annotation, molecular function: protein binding. The transcript has 3 exons. NCBI's taxonomy places the organism in Eukaryota, Metazoa, Chordata, Mammalia, Rodentia, Cricetidae.
CUGUUGUUUGCGGCGUCGGCGCGGCCGCGCGAGCUGGACCACAACAUUCGCCGGGCGGCGGCGGCGGCGGCGGAGCUGCGAGCGCGAGCCCGGGGCGGCCGCCCAGCGCCAUGUCGGUGAACACGGACGAGCUGCGGCACCAAGUCAUGAUCAACCAGUUCGUGCUGGCCGCGGGCUGCGCGGCCGACCAGGCGCAGCAGCUGCUGCAGGCGGCGCACUGGCAGUUCGAGACCGCCCUGAGCACGUUCUUCCAAGAAAGCAACAUUCCCAACAGCCACCACCACCCGCAGAUGAUGUGUACUCCCAGCAAUACCCCUGCCACACCACCUAACUUCCCUGAUGCGCUAGCCAUGUUCUCCAAGCUUCGAGCCUCUGAGGGCCUGCAGAACAGCAACAGCCCCAUGACAGCUGUGGCUUGCUCCCCUCCUGCAAACUUCAGCCCCUUCUGGGCUGCAUCCCCACCCAGCCACCAGACGCCCUGGAUCCCACCCUCUUCCCCCAACUCCUUCCAUCGUCUCCACUGCCCACAGCCCACGUGGCCCCCUGGAGCGUCCCAGGGGGGCGGCCAGCAGAAAGCCGUGACAGCAAUGGAUGGCCAGAGAUGAGACUGGAUGGCACUGGGCUGGAGCAGGGGGCAGUCCAGGGUUGUGGGGGACACAGAGGAGGGCUGGGGAGGGGGGGACACAAGAGGGCGGGGGAUUUCUUGAAGAUCGCACUGGAAGAUUUUAUAAGAAUUUUUGUGGGGUGGGUGGGACAGUAACCAUCCUGAGCCACUUGGGUUCUUCAGGAGUUGCUCUUUGGGAAAGGUUUUUUCCUCUUUUUAAUAUAUAACUAUAAUAUAUAUGAAUAUAAAUUUAAUGUAUGUAAGAGUGGGGCUGGCACACUGCGGUGCUGGGGUCAGAAGGGAAGGGCCUCAUAUCCUCUGCCCAUUUGGGGGAGAGCAAAGGGGUGCUCAUAGAUGAAGUGAGCUUGCAGCCAGGUGACCUGCUGCCUUCUUUAGAAGCCACAUCGGCCAUUAGGAAGCCCCGCCCCCACCUCCAAGGGAGCUCCCAGAAGGGUCCUGUUGGAAUCCUGGACUUUCCUACCCAUCACUGGUAGAUGGAGUUUUCAUUUCUGCUGGUGGUGGCCUCUCGGUGGCCCUAGAACUCGUCACCCUGUCCCCAGCUGGGUGUGCAAAGCCCACAGGACUGGAGUUGGCUGACCUCUGAGUGCAUGCUUGGCUGUCCCGACCCUUACUGUCCUGGCUGUCCCACAGGUUCCCCAGUGUCCAGCGUCAGAGGAUGACGGCUCAGGAGAGCCUGCCUUUGGAUUCCUAAAUUAAAAUCACAUUUCACCAGGGUGCAAUUUUAAUUUAAAAACUUAAAGACUUUUCUAACUUCC